Molecule: messenger RNA, 1251 nt
Organism: Pichia kudriavzevii
Lineage: Eukaryota; Fungi; Ascomycota; Pichiomycetes; Pichiales; Pichiaceae
Exons: 1
Coding region: 1-1251 (416 amino acids)
Source: RefSeq, a predicted model, not a curated record
AUGGUGAAAACAAUAAUGUCGCCGAUUGCAAGGGCUAAAACAAUGGGGGACUACGAAAUUGUCAGAGUCGCCAAUACAACAUAUGAAGACUCAGAGAUUGAGGAGAUGAAGAGGAUGUACCAUUUGCAGAAUAGCAUGCUUGCUAGGAAAAACGAAGAGCUGAUGGGAAAAGUGGGGAGGCUGGAGAGGGAGUUGUUUGAUGCACAAAGGCAGAUACUAAAGCUGCGGAAUGAGAAGAUCUCCAUGCAGGAUAAGCUUGAGUUGAAUUCGAGGAGGUUCCACGAUUUGAUUGUGGAUCAGUAUGCGAUGCUGAUGCGUGAAUAUCGUGGCUUUAUGUGUGAUGUUGGCGUGAAUUUAGGGAGAGGCACAGCAGCUGGAUUAAUUUUUGACAAGGUCAACGAAGAAGGGGUCAAGAAUGAAGAGAGUUUUGAGUUCAACCACUACUGGAGCAAAGUCAAUGAAGACUUGGCGAGAAGAAAGAGCAUAAUAUCGAAGCGAUGCAUAGAGAGUACCCAGGUAGCAGAUAGUGACGUGCUGGAUACACUUGUGGAAGCACCGGAGGAGAAUAACAACGAAGUACAGGUACAAGAAGAACAGGUAGGAAGUCUUGGAGAGAAGGAAGAUGUCUACGAAGAUCAUGACUCUACGCUUAUCCCUGCGAAGCGUGAUGGCAAGAGAAUGGACAGAUUAGAGAAAGAAAUUGAUGAUGUGCCGUUGCUACAGAUAGAGAAUGCAAUGCAGGAAAGUACGCCUGAAGAGGAACAUAUUCCCCAGGUUGGAGGGGACGAUUUGGAGCUUCCUUGUGUAGGACGAAACGCCAUGAACAUAGACGAUAUUGCCGACAUGGAGAUCAAAGAAGGGAAGGAACCCAGGAAAAAGUAUAUCACGAAAAGAGAGCGUCAGCAAAGACGGACGUCUAUUCCUCGAGAGUUGAAGAAUUUGGAUACAGAGAAAACCAAGCGGUGGAUAGGGAUGGACCUUGAUGAGGAAGUUCAGGGCGAUAGUAUUGGAGAGCGUCGAAAGAGCCGAAGACGGAGUUUGGUGGUGGACUACCACCUUACGUCAAGAAGGAAAGGCGCAAGGGCCAGUGUUGAUGUCGACCAAGAGAAUCGGAUCACCAAGGGCAAGCGAGUCAACAGGAAGCCGUUACGAGACGUCACCAAUCUUGGCAAUGGUAACAGCAGCUACAAGGGGAAUGGUUCUUCCAUUUUCGAUCUCGAGGAGAUGGAUCUCUUUGCAGAGUAUGUAUAG